CCCCCAACCCCUUCUUCAGUACAUUAAACGUCAGGAUUCCGUCAUCAUGAAGCCCCUCUUCGUCGCCCUCGGCUGCCUCUUCGCUUUUGUUCUAAGUGGACACUCUCACAAAAGUUAUAAAUAUCGGAAUGUGAGGAACUAUAAGGGUCUAAAACGCGAGCCAAUCCAUAAGAAAGUCCCCAUUUCCCACGGAACUGAAGUUGAACCAUCACACGGAGGAACCCCGGUUCAUAUCCCAAACGUCGUUUCUCCACUUAAGCAACCUGAACCAGAUCUACUCAAUUUCGUCAUCAGCGUGAAUGGGAAGCACAACGGAUAUUACCAAGCAGACAAACAGUGGAACGUAGACUGCAACCAAGAUCACUAUUCCUACACCUACGGUUACAUCACAGCCGUAUGGGAUGACAAGGACAAAUUUGCCGAUGUGGACAAGGUGAAGUGUUCGGGAAACAGGAAUGCAUACGGAGGUAUCAAACUUGAUACCCACGACAAUGUGGUCAUCCACCUCUCACGUAUGGAUCCCUAUUUUAAGCCGUACUGCCCAAAAAAUUACGUCCUCACAGGUAUAUACGACACUCAUUAUGGCUUCCAACAUCUGGUGAAUGGCAAAUGCACCCGAGUGAAAUAUGGGUAUGUGGACAACGAGAAAUGCAUCGAGAUUGAGACUGAUUAUAAAUCAGGAGGGACCUAUGAUCCAAAUCAGUCAUGGAAGGUUGAAUGCCCACCAUAUCAUGGUGCCGUUGGACUCCUCAGGAACUACGACAAGAUUACAGCUCUCAAGUGCUGCCAACUUGUGCGUCAUGACCACCAUGAUACUCAAUCUCAGGUUCACUCUCACUUGUGAACAGCAGUACAGUGUUUUUUUCCACAUAAGUCAAACUUUCACUCAACUUAUACACUUGUGCAGUGUCUUAGUCAAGUGAAAAUAUCUCUGACUCAAGUGGAAAACCCUGUAGAAGUUAUGAGAUCCAACCAGCCCACCGACGCCAGGUUGUCAACUGACAACAGGCAUGAUUUGCUUUGACUUUGUCAAC
This is a messenger RNA of Darwinula stevensoni, 1034 nucleotides long. Lineage: Eukaryota; Metazoa; Arthropoda; Ostracoda; Podocopida; Darwinulidae. The record is from the annotation of a GenBank genome assembly.